CAACUGGGAUGAUAUGGAACAGAUCUGACACCAUGCUUUCUACAGUGAGCUGAGAGUAGCCCCUGAGGAGCACCCUGUGCUGCUCACAGAGGCUCCCCUGAACCCCAAGGCCAGCAAAGAGAAGAUGACACAGAUCACAUUUGCGACCUUCAACACCCCAGCCGUGUAUGUAGCCAUCCAGGCUGUGUUGUCCCUGUAUGCCUCUGGUUGUACCACUGGUACUGUGAUGGACUCUGGUGAUGGUGUUACCAACACUGUGCCCAGCUGUGAUAGUUAUGCCCUCCCCCAUGCCUUCCUCUGUCUGGAUCUGGCCGGCCUUGACCUGACGGACUAUCUCGUGAAGCUCCUGACAGAGAGAGGCUACCGCUUCACCACCACAGCCGAGAGAGAAAUCGUGCAUGGCAUCAAGGAGAAGCUGUGCUAUGUCACCCUGGAUUUUGAGCAGGAGAUGGCCACAGCUGCCUCUAGCUCUUCCCUGGAGCAGAGCUACGAACUCCCGGAUGGCCAGGUCAUCAUCAUUGGCAAGGAGAGGUUCAGGUGCCCUGAGGCCCUCUUCCAGCCAUCUUUCUUUGCUAUGGAGUCCCGAUGCAGCUUUGCAG
Messenger RNA from Opisthocomus hoazin, 599 nucleotides. The record is from RefSeq and is a predicted model, not a curated record. NCBI's taxonomy places the organism in Eukaryota, Metazoa, Chordata, Aves, Opisthocomiformes, Opisthocomidae.